Messenger RNA from Pistacia vera, 826 nucleotides. RefSeq names its product pre-mRNA-splicing factor SPF27 homolog. Gene Ontology annotation, biological process: mRNA processing. The record is from RefSeq and is a predicted model, not a curated record. Gene Ontology annotation, cellular component: precatalytic spliceosome; Prp19 complex; catalytic step 2 spliceosome. Bases 1 to 522 code for a protein of 173 amino acids. NCBI's taxonomy places the organism in Eukaryota, Viridiplantae, Streptophyta, Magnoliopsida, Sapindales, Anacardiaceae. The transcript has 7 exons.
AUGGCCUGUAAUCACCCUAUGCUUGCGAAAGAGUACGAGCGUGUGAGAGCUGGGAAGCCGCCUGUGAUUCUUGAUACGACACGGUAUCAAUUGGAAAUGCUGCCUGUGAAUAAGAGAAACGAUGAAUCUGCUUGGAAGCAGGCACUUCAGAAGGCUCAGCGCUUGUCACAGCAUCAAGUGAUCAGGCUGGAAAAUUUGGAAUUGAUGUCUAAAUAUGGUCCUGAUGUCUGGAAGCAGCACAACCAACAAUUAGAAGCAUUCUUAUCCAGAAUGCAAAGAUUAGCGCAUGAACAAAAUGAAAAGAUUGAAGCCGUAAAUCGUGAAAGAAAAUACCACCAGCAAAACACUGCAUACGAGUUCAAUGCUUUGUCCAUGCAAUGGAAGGAGCUUUGUGCAAAAAAUAUAGAAAUUCAAGCUGCAUGUGCUAAAAUUGAAAGUCAGAUAGAGGAAUUGAGGCAAGAAGCUGCUGAGAGAGGUUGGAACUUGGACGUUGAUAUGGAGAAAGGUUCUUUGUUGCAUUAAGGAAGGGUCCCAUUGGAAAGUUGAGGAGCAUACAAGUAAAGUGGUGUGUAACCAAGAAGUGGUCUCCAUUUUCCGUCAUGAUUCUGCAGUUUUGGUUCAUUACAAAUUCCUGGAAGACCUUUAGGUACAAGAUUAGUUGCUUUCAGUUUUAUUCUAGUUGUUUGGUGAGAUCUGUUGUAUCUCAAUGUGAUUGUUAAAGUUAAAAGUGAAUUUCAUUAUGUGCCUACAUAGAGAAGUCAAAAUGCAGAUAUGUAAUUUGGAUUUUGGGCCUUGCUAUGAAUAUGAAACAUUAGCUCAUUUAUUA